This is a messenger RNA of Talaromyces proteolyticus, 1448 nucleotides long. RefSeq names its product Alpha/Beta hydrolase protein. The transcript has 5 exons. NCBI's taxonomy places the organism in Eukaryota, Fungi, Ascomycota, Eurotiomycetes, Eurotiales, Trichocomaceae. The coding region runs from base 95 to 1351 and encodes 418 amino acids. The record is from RefSeq and is a predicted model, not a curated record.
CUCCUCUCAUUUCAUCAGGGACUUCUCCAUGGUGUGGAUUCUUGUUGACUUUGGGGCUUGAACUGUACUGUUAUCAAUAACUAUCCAGUUUGCCAUGGUCGAACUCGCCCCCAUAUUCAAAAAAGCCUACUGGGCUCUUGCGGCAGGCGGUCUUGUAUAUGUCUCAUGGGUAUACUCAUUGACAUAUCCAAGCGUCCAAAGAAUCGCAUUAUAUGCCAACCUCGUCAACCCAGCAUAUUGGCAAGAUCUAAAUGAGGUCGAGAAUUUUGGAUUCCUAAAAACGCAAGUGCAGCCAUUCCAUCUGGUGACUCCAGAUAACGAGACUCUAUAUGGAUGGCAUAUCCUACCGUUACAUCUCUGUAGAAAGCACGAAAACCUGCUAGACGACAAUUGGACUCCUGGGCCGGCAGAGGACUACAGCAAGACUAUUUCGUAUAAACUUCUAACUGAAGAUCCGAAUGCCAGGGUUGUUGUAAACUUCCACGGCAAUGCUGCACAUCUCGGCUCCGUUAUCCGUCCAGAGAUGUACCGUAUGGCUCUUGGAGUCUCAACUCCCGAAAACCCGGUGCAUGUCUUCGCAAUUGAUUACAGGGGUUUCGGACUGUCCACUGGGUCUCCUUCAGAAGAAGGGCUUAUUACUGACGGUUUAACUCUUCUCAACCACCUAACCUCGACACCUUUGAACAUACCCCCAUCGCGUAUUGUGAUCAGUGGACUCAGCCUUGGAACAGCCGUUACAUCUGCAGUCGCGGAGCGUUUCGCCUUUGGUGCACCAGAGUCAUCCGUCAUUCAGCCAGCUCUGAAAGACCCUGAACCAUUUGCCGGCAUCAUCAUCCUAGCGUCCUUCAGCAAUCUUCCCAAUCUCAUAGAAUCAUACAGCUUGAAAGGACUCACUCCGCCGAUGCUCUCACCAUUGAUUGGCUAUCCCUCUGUACAAAGAUGGGUCAAGUCUCACAUCGUUGAUACCUGGAACUCCAGCGCCAGAUUAGGACGACUUACCGGCGUGGAAGCUCAUGACAGUGACUCUGAUAUCCGCCACAGUCGAAAAGGUGUAGAUAUUACAAUCAUUCAUGCCCGUAACGAUGUUGAGAUUCCCUGGCGGGAGGGUUUCACUAACUGGAAAUCGGCUACUGGACCGAGAGACGAGAAAGGGAAUCCGUUAGAGGGGAAAAUCACAUAUGAGCGAGUUUCAGAAAAUGGUUUAAUUGAGACGAGGGUCUGGGAAAAGGAAGUCCCCAGUAAGAAACACGUGAAACGUGUCAGGUGGGAAAAGGUUGGAUAUGGUGGCCACAAUGAAGUGGGCGCUUACUCGGUGGCUGCGCUUGCUAUUUUGCGCUCAUUCGAAGAGUAGAAUAAUUGUAUAGACAGAUUUGAAGCAGCAAGAAGAUUUUACUACAUGUGCACUUUAGCAUUCAAUGUUGAUUAAAGGGAAUUCACGAAACAAUCUG